CUUCGUCGUGAUAGAAGAAGAAGAAGCAGCAGUUGAAAAUUCAGCGCUUCCAGUUUGGCAGUUUCAACUUUCAUCUCUCUCUCUCUCUCUCUCUCAGAUCUCGUACAAAAUUCCAUAGCCAAAAAGACGCAUAGAGGACGGAGAAGUUUUGCCCAGUUUAAGCCCUAGUUUGAUCCACCAUUUCCGUCACGAACAGGGAGUAGAUUACUCGGUUUCAUAAAAUGCAGCACGUUCCGGCUACAAUAGAGGAACAGUUGAUACUGAAAGCGAUCAAGGAAGAAUGCCCGUGGGAGAGUCUUCCUAAACGGCUUCAAGCGACGCUCUCUUCUAAAGAAGAAUGGCACAGAAGGAUAAUUGAACACAGCAUAAAGAAAAGACUCCAAUGGAACACUUGUUUUGCUCGCAAAGUGUGCAAAGAAAGUGAAUAUUAUGAGGAUAUGAUGCGUUACCUGCGAAAGAAUCUAGCGCUCUAUCCCUAUCACCUUGCGGAGUAUGUUUGUCGUGUAAUGAGGAUAUCACCCUUCAGAUAUUACUGUGACAUGUUAUUUGAGGUUAUGAAAAAUGAACAACCUUAUGACAGCAUCCCCAACUUUAGUGCUGCAGAUGCUUUGCGGCUUACGGGCAUAGGAAGAAAUGAGUUCAUUGAUAUCAUGAAUAAGUGCAGAUCUAAGAAAAUUAUGUGGAAGCUGAAUAAGUCAAUUGCAAAAGAACUGCUACCUACACAACCUGUAGAUUUUGCAAUUGAACCAUGGUGGGGAGUUUGUCUUGUGAACUUUACUCUAGAAGAAUUUAAGAAACUCUCAGAAGAAGAAACGGCAACAAUUGAUAAAGUCUGUAAGGAGGAGGGAAAUUCAUAUAUUUUGUUCGAUCCUGAUGUUGUAAAGGGUCUCUACAGACGGGGUUUGAUCUACUUUGAUGUCCCGGUUUAUUCUGACGAUCGUUUUAAGGUUUCCAGGCUUGAAGGGUUUGUUUCCAACAGGGAGCAGUCAUAUGAAGAUCCUAUUGAGGAGUUACUGUAUGCAGUUUUUGUUGUUUCAAGUGAGAAUGCAACUGUAGCUGAAUUGGCAGCAACAUUGCAGGCAGACCUUUUGCAGCUGCAGGCUGCUGCAUCUUUUGCAUGUCGAUUGGGAUGGGCAGUAAAAUUAAUUGAUCCAGGAUCUAUUCUUCAAGAUACAGGCAUACCUGGUUCUCCUAGAACCAGUCUUAGUGAUGAAGAUGCUUCUCAUGCUAGUCUAGGCUCAGCAAGCAUAUUCAAUGAAGGUGAUGCUGCUCAACAAGGAGAUGUGUUGGGGACAGAAAACCAUGGGACGAGUUCUGCCCAUGUUCGUGUUGCUUUUGUUGUUGAUGCUAAUAUAACAUCCUAUCUUAUGAUGGGGUCUGUUUCACCAGGGUUAAAGUCUCAUGCUGUAACACUAUAUGAAGCUGGGAAGUUGGGUCAUGCUAGUAUCGCCGAUCUUUGCAAAGAUCUGGGUACACUAGAGGGAACCAAAUUUGAGGGAGAAUUGCAGGAAUUUGCAAAUCAUGCAUUUAGCCUCCGUUGUGUUUUGGAAUGUCUGCAAUCUGGUGGAGUUGCUACUGACGUCAAAACAGAAGAAGUUUGUGAUAAGAUGGAUGUGGUAGCUUCAGCCAAUGAUGAGGCCACUUUGAUAGCUAAUAUCACUUUGACGGACAUACCAGGAAACUCUGGUACAAAUGAACCUGAGCAGGAAGAAGAUGAUUUGGCUAGGUUGGGGUUGCCCCAUGAGGGUUCUGUUUUGAGUGAACCUGCUACUGGAAGUACUGGUGAUGAAAUGUUUUCUGCUACUUUAUCAGAAGACACCAAUUGCUCAAGCGAGGUACCUAAAUCAGAUCCAACUUUCCAGAAUGAUGAGAAAAUGAUUCUGGUCGAAGGGCCAGAUGCUGGAAGAGAUCCAUUGAGAAGGAGAAAGAAAUAUCGUGUGGAUAUUCUUCGCUGUGAAAGCUUGGCUUCUCUUGCUCCAGCAACUUUAGACCGGUUGUUUCAUCGUGACUAUGACAUUGUUGUGUCCAUGGUUCCUCUUCCUCCUUCAUCAAUUCUUCCUGGACCUACAGGUCCCAUACAUUUUGGUGCUCCCUCGUAUUCAUCUAUGACACCAUGGAUGAAACUAGUACUAUAUUUAACUGUGGCAAGUGGGCCUCUAUCAGUUGUCCUCAUGAAAGGACAAUGUCUACGCUUGCUUCCUGCGCCAUUGGCUGGUUGUGAGAAAGCCCUUAUAUGGUCUUGGGACGGUUCUACAAUUGGAGGGCUGGGAGGGAAAUUUGAAGGAAAUUUAGUCAAGGGAAGUAUACUUUUACAUUGUUUAAAUUCACUUCUUAAAUACUCGGCUGUGCUAGUGCAGCCCCUCGGUAGGUAUGAUCUUAAUAAAUCUGGAAGAAUCAUAACUAUGGACGUUCCGUUGCCCCUAAAGAAUGCCGAUGGUUCAAUUGCUCAUAUAGGGAAGGAAUUGGGACUGUGUGAAGAAGAAAGUUUGAAACUCAACUCUCUGUUAACUGAUUUGGCAAACAAGAUAGAUUUAUGGACAGUUGGUUACAUUCGCCUCUUAAAAAUAUUUAAUGAAGGAAAUUCAAACCACUUUUCUCCUGAUUGUGGAAAGUAUGAAUGGGUUCCUUUGAGUGUGGAAUUUGGGAUGCCACUUUUUAGUCCCAAAUUGUGUAACAGUAUAUGUAAAAGGGUGGUAUCAUCACAAUUACUUCAAUCAGACUCACUUAGUGAGCAUCAUGAUGCAAUGCAAAGUUUGCGAAAAAAGUUACGGGAUGUUUGUGUGGAGUACCAAGCAACAGGUCCUGCUGCAAAACUUCUUUACCAGAAAGAACAAACAAAGGACUCAUCUCGGCAGCUCAUGAACUAUGCUAGUGGAAGAUGGAAUCCACUUGUUGACCCUUCUUCUCCCAUUUCAGGAGCCUUGAGUGAGCAUCAUAGACUAAAACUUGCUAAUCGGCAUCGUUGCCGAACUGAAGUUUUGAGCUUUGAUGGCAGCAUUCUUAGAUCAUAUGCAUUAAGUCCUGUCUAUGAGGCUGCUACAAGGCCCAUAGAAGGGUCCCCUGUGAGUUCAGUAAAGGUUGAAACAGAUGAAGCUGAUAGCAGAGAUGUAAUCCUUCCCGGUGUUAAUCUUCUUUUUGACGGUUCUGAGUUGCACCCUUUCGAUAUAGGUGCCUGUCUGCAGGCUCGUCAACCAGUCUCCCUAAUAGCAGAGGCUUCAGUGGCCUCUGCAUCUGCUGCAAUUAAAUAGGGAUUUAAGCCAAAUCUUGCUCUGGUUGCUUGGAAGAAUUUGUUCCAAUGCUAAGCAAUUUCCAAUUAGCUUGUCCUACGUGGUCAUAAUGUGCAAGCUUCCACGAAGGUCAAGGUGGUGUUUCUAUACAACACUCAUCAAAUUGCGGCUCACGAAGUUGUUACUUAUGGGUAACUAGGGGAUAUGUUUGGUUUGUCAAUAAAUAUUUCCGACAUCAGACAUUGUACCGUUGUAUUUCUGAUGAGCUCUCCACGGAAAAAUCUUAACAUCAUUGGCUUAUGGUAAUGAACGGGAUUGCGACACAUUCAUUUUUAGCCCAAUGUUCAAUAAUGAAACUCUCUACCUCAAGUUGCAU
Molecule: messenger RNA, 3603 nt
Organism: Juglans microcarpa x Juglans regia
Lineage: Eukaryota; Viridiplantae; Streptophyta; Magnoliopsida; Fagales; Juglandaceae
Product: protein FAM91A1
Source: RefSeq, a predicted model, not a curated record